CUUCGCCUUUGCGUUUGCGACGACCACCUGCAAAUCAAUCCCCCCUCUCUCUCUCUCUCUCUCUCUCUCUCUUUCUCUCUCUGUAAACCCUAACUUCGAGGCCGGAAUGGAGGCGCCGGAGUACUUACCCGCCGGUUUCUGGCGAGCCGGGAACCCGCAUUGCGUACCGGAAAAGGACGCCGGAGGGGGGGUGGACCAGUUCGCCGUCGAGGACCUGCUAGAUUUUUCCAAGGAGGAGGAGGGGGAGGGAGAGGGGGAGGAGGAGGGGGAGGGGUGGGUCGUCGCAGGAAGCGACGAAGGCGGAUCCGAUGACGCGGUGGGUAACUCUGCCGAUUCCUCCACCGUCACGGCGGUGGACAGCUGUAGCAACUCCCUGUCCGGAUUCGAGCAGCAUUACCCCGAGGGCCUCUCCUUCAGGAGCUUCCCCGACGCCAGCCUCUCCGACGACCUCUGUGAACCGCAGUACGAUGAGUUGGCGGAGCUGGAAAUGGCGGUGUCCAAUUUUGAGGAUUCCUUCUCCAGCGAAGACCUGCACAAGCUUCACCUCAUAAAUGGCGUCAACUCUGCCUCUUCCUCGUCCUCCUCCUCGGCCACCGUCACAUCCGCCGGCAGGCUUGCAGAGGACUCCGUCGGCGGCGGUGAGAAGCAGAUUACCACUUUCCGUCCGGAGGCGCCCGUCCCUGGCAAGGCGCGGAGCAAGCGCUCCCGCGUCGCCCCAUGUAACUGGUCCUCCCGGCUACUGGCCGUAUCCCAGUCGGCGUUCGUCUCGCCUUCCCCUGACUCGGAGCUCAUCGCAGCGACCCCCGUCGCCCGCGCCCCGCCCAAGAAGGCCGCGAAGAGGAAGGAGCCGGCCGGUCUCGCCUCCGCGGACGGGCGCCGCUGCGUCCACUGCCAGACCGACAAGACGCCGCAGUGGCGGACGGGGCCGGUGGGCCCCAAAACGCUCUGCAACGCCUGCGGCGUCCGUUUCAAGUCCGGCCGCCUAGUCCCGGAGUACCGCCCAGCCGCAAGCCCCACCUUCGUCGUCUCCCAGCACUCCAACUCCCACCGCAAGGUCCUCGAGCUCCGCCGCCAGAAGGAACUCGACGAACUCGCCGCCCCGCCCGCCGCUCUCUUCGACACCCUCCCGCCCAUUCCUCCCGCCUCCUUCUUGAUCCACGGCCCGGACAUCCGACACCUCUUCUAAAGAAACCCUCUCGUCUCCGGCGACUUACCUCCCUCCCGUAGGCAUUAAUUUGAAGAAAUUUGGACUCCACGACAUGCUCCUUUUUUUCAAGCAUCUCAUCUCUCUGUCCUAAUUUUUCCUUCUGUUCUUCAAAAUUAACUCUAGGCGAGUUUGAUCCUUAACAUAAAAAGAAAAAAAGAAAUAAUUCACUUCUUAAAUAACAAUCAAUAAUUUCUCUUUCU
Molecule: messenger RNA, 1407 nt
Organism: Zingiber officinale
Lineage: Eukaryota; Viridiplantae; Streptophyta; Magnoliopsida; Zingiberales; Zingiberaceae
Product: GATA transcription factor 4-like
Exons: 2
Coding region: 107-1186 (359 amino acids)
Biological process (GO): positive regulation of DNA-templated transcription
Cellular component (GO): nucleus
Molecular function (GO): sequence-specific DNA binding; zinc ion binding
Source: RefSeq, a predicted model, not a curated record